Messenger RNA from Abrus precatorius (Indian licorice), 1953 nucleotides. RefSeq names its product fasciclin-like arabinogalactan protein 15. The transcript is spliced from 3 exons. Bases 175 to 1560 code for a protein of 461 amino acids. Lineage: Eukaryota; Viridiplantae; Streptophyta; Magnoliopsida; Fabales; Fabaceae. The record is from RefSeq and is a predicted model, not a curated record.
UUUACCCACCAAACGUAAACAAAAGCCAACCCCACAUGAGCAAAACCAGUAAUUAUUCACAACACAACACGAUAGAGUUGGUGUUAUAUUUUCUCUGUCUCUGCGCUGUAAGAUAGUGUCGAAGUCAAGUGUUGAUUCCAUUCCAUUCCAACGCAUUCUGUGGUAGAGGUGGCCAUGGAUUGCCGCAUCUAUGGCGUCUCAAUCUGCACUCAUCUUCUGUUCCUCUUCCUCCUUUCGCAAGCAUUAUCGGAAAACCCAAAGCUGCGGGUCACUUCUUCUUCUUCCUCACCGACGGGUCAGAUUAACUCAAAUUCAGUUCUAGUGGCUCUUCUUGACUCGCAUUACACUGAACUCGCAGAACUCGUCGAAAAGGCCAUGCUAUUGCAAACGCUUGAAGACACCGUCGCUACACACAACAUCACAAUCUUCGCUCCCACGAACGAAGCUCUAGACCGCAACCUCGACCCUGAUUUCAAACGCUUUCUUCUUGAACCUGCUAAUCUCAACUCACUCCAAACGCUUCUUCUCUUCCACAUCAUCCCCACCCAAAUCGGAUCCAAAACCCUAUCCGAAUUAACCCGCCACGUCACGCUCUCCAAUCACCACCUGUAUUUGGCCAGAAACACCACCACCGGAGAAUGGACCGUCGACCUGGCCAAGGUCACCCACCCGAAUGUUAUGACCCGACCCGACGGAGUCAUCCAUGGGAUCGAGCGUCUCCUCGUUCCUCGCUCCGUCGAGGACGAAUUCAACCGUCGCCGGAGCCUCCGUUCCAUCACCGCCGUUAAACCGGAGGGAGCCCCGGAGGUUGACCCGAGGACUCAACGUCACAAGAAGCUUCCCCCGCCGGCGAAGCCCGGUUCUCCGCCGGUGUUGCCGAUCUACGACGCCAUGGCUCCGGGACCGUCACUGGCUCCGGCUCCGGCGCCGGGACCGGGAGGGCCGCACCACCACUUCAACGGCGAGAGGCAAGUAAAGGAUUUCAUUCAGACGCUGCUUCAUUACGGCGGGUACAACGAAAUGGCCGACAUUCUAGUGAAUCUAACGUCGUUAGCUACGGAAAUGGGUCGGUUAGUGUCGGAGGGUUACGUUCUCACUGUUUUGGCACCAAACGACGAGGCCAUGGCAAAGUUGACGACGGAGCAGUUGAGUGAACCGGGUGCGCCGGAGCAGAUAAUGUACUAUCACCUGAUACCGGAGUACCAGACGGAAGAGAGCAUGUACAAUGCAGUUCGAAGGUUCGGGAAGGUUCGUUACGACACGCUGCGUUUGCCGCACAAGGUGGUGGCUCAGGAAGCCGAUGGAUCGGUUAAAUUCGGGUAUGGUGACGGGUCGGCUUAUUUGUUCGACCCGGAUAUCUAUACGGACGGUCGGAUCUCGGUUCAGGGGAUUGAUGGGGUUUUGUUUCCGAUGGAGGAGGAAGCAGAGCGGGUUAAACCCGCUACCCGAACGGGUCAACCCGCCAAAGUUGUUAAGCACAGGAGAGGAAAAUUGCUGGAAGCAGCGUGCUGGAUGCUUGGAACCUUUGGACAGCAUUCUAGACUCGCCUAUUGUCAAUGAAGAAGCCCACAUUUCUCUAGCUACUAAGAUUCCUGAAAACAAUAUGCAGUGGAGAUCUUAUAGAUGUAAAAAAUCAAAUAUGAAGGCCAUCUUGCUUGCAUGGAUUAUAGCCAGCUGCUACCGGUGUGAUUUUCCCACAUUUUUGUUUUGCUCUUUUUCAUCUCCUUCAUCAUUUUCUUUGUGGGUUUAGGUCCUGGACGAGUGAGCAAAAGUUUAUCUAGUCUACUCGUCAUACUACAUAGUGCAAAUAUGUAUUUAGAUUCAAUUACUUCUGUUACUCCAGUUUCAUAGGUGGUUGUGUGAGUGGGAUCAAAAAGUUUUUUUGUAACCAGGCAGGCAGGGAAUCAUUCUGCUAGACAUGUUCCCAUUCAAUAAGUGAUUUUCAAGAAGGAA